CGAGUUUCCUGCGGCCUCCGAAUCGUCGGGCAUGUGUAUACCUCCUGUGCUUAUUUAAACGUUCUCGUCUCUACUUUUCGGUCGUUUCCUAACUGUAGCUUUCCUGUGUGAUAUGGCCGUGUGUUUCCGAGCGCUCAAGGGCUCUUUGAACAGUGCGUUGGGGACUGUGAAGACUGGCAACAUCAGGUCCCACACCGGUCUUCUGACCCUGAGCGCUGCAACGCCAUGCAAUUGCUAUGUAACCCUAACCUCUAGCCAAGGCACGAAGGUACUUGCAAGGCAUGCCGCUGUGUUGCCCCAAGUCCUGGGUGGCACUUCCCUCCAAACCACAUGCCACAGUUCGACUAUAUGCCUCCCUGCUGCACACUCACUGCCUGAGGUUGUAACAAAUGAUGUCAUUGCUCCAGAAUUUGUCAAACGGGAGGAACAAGCACCUUUCACAUUUUUUGAACUUCGAAGUGGGGAUGAUGAGACGAAGUCUUCAGGUGUAGUUUGCAGAGUGCCUACAACAGUCUUGUCUGGUUAUCUGGAUGCCUAUCCAUACAAGGUAUACUGCUUUGAUGUGGACCGGCGGGUGGCAGCAGAGAUGGCAUUAUCGGACUAUGAGCGAGAGGUGUUGCAGUUUGCGGGCACAUCAGUUGCUCUGAAAGGCGCAGGCAGUAAUGAGCAGCUACCGGAUCCUGGUCGUGCCACGGAGGAGCAGUUAAAGCGGAUAUCACGAGCCUUAGCUAAUCACUUGCCUAAUUUUUUCACUCAGCCACACAUCUACAACCUGUACAACAAGAACAUUGUCUUCAGGAACAACAUUCGUGGCAUCACCACAAGGGGCAUUACGGGCUAUGUGCAGCAAAUGGCACUAGUUCGCAUUCUGGGUCACCUACGGUAUGCCCAUGUGCAACUGGAAGUUCUCAAAAUGACAACUCACAAGGAGGACAGCACAGUGCGCAUACGGUGGCGCAUUGUGGGCGUGUCAGGCUUGCGUGCCCUGUUCAUGUUCUGGAAGUUCCGAAUAUGGGAGUGGCAGAAGAUGAUCUCUCAGGAAGCAGAGUGGACGGAUGGUUUUUCGGUGCUUAAAGUAGGAUCUGAUGGCCUUAUAUAUGAGCACAUUUGUGACAAGAUGAUGCCUGAUGAGGAGCUAGAAGAGGCGAAGCCAUCCAACGUGGCUGUAAAGCUUGCUUUGUUGCUGGGCCUGACACCACAGUCAUUUAGUUUUGGAUCACCGACGAUGUCCUCGAGUGAGAACAGCCUACUGUGACGAGUUUGCUUCUCCUCUCCCAUGCAUUUUGUGUGUGCAGUGUACAUAGCUUUAGGAACACAAGUCAAGACCUUUGUAGGCCAUGCCAUUUUUUGUUUUUCUUUCCUACCAUAUUACAGUGCGGUAUGGCUUUGUAGUUUUUGCAAAAGAAAGGAUAGUAAAGUUCUCAUGUGAGAGCAAUCCCUGUGAGUAGCAGUGCCUAGAGAACGAUGGCCCUGCUUCUGUAGAAUGCAACAGAGCUUUUGACUUAGUGGCUUGGAAUUGUAUAGUGCAAAGUGAUGAAGCAAGCACUUGGAGACCACUCUGAGAUCUUUUUGAAAGUGUUUUGUCAGCAUAUAGUGUACAUGCAUGAAAGGACUAUUUAUCAUAGCUGUCUGCCUGUGCUCGUCUUUUGUGCUGUGUAACUUUAAAUAUUGUGCUUGAUAGCUUGCAUCGAUCUUUUUUUUCCUCCCCAAAAUGCUGUUCACUGUGUGAUCUUUAUGCAAACAGCAAUUUAUUUGAUGGAAGUACAAGUUGCAUUGUCCUCUAACUUGAGGGAAAGUAUACUGGUUGGACAUGAUUUUAAUGUUGCUUCUAGGUUGCGGCACUUAGGAAUCUUGUAUUCAGUGGUAUGUCCACUAGUUUUUUUUGUGCUGCUCAUUUAUUGUUGUUGGGUGUGGUUUUUAUUUUAAUUAAAAUAAAGAAUGGCGCAAUUUGAUCAGUACACUUAUUUGCCAGCAAUAAAAAAGUUGUGCCCUUAUUGGUGAAAGUGGUGUGCGUAGUGUCCCCCCCCCCCCUCCCCCCCACCCAUGAAAAGACAGCAGUAGUGAACCACUGUAGUUUGUUUGCCACUAGGUUUUUGUGGUCAGUGCCAUGGCUGAAAAAUUGUGUUUUCUGCACUGUUUAAGCUUUGUGCAGAGUGAGCUUUCAAACUUUGGGGAUUUUGAGGUACUACAUAGACGCUGCCUCACAUUCUGGAGCUUCUACUUACAAGAUGUGGACUGUGGACAUAUGUAAUUUUGGGCUAACCAUGCUAUGUGCAACUUAGAUCACGAGACAGACUGUGGGGUGUUUGCAUUGUGGUCCAAACAGUUCUGAUCAUUCGAUAAACGUGAUAGUCACAACAGUACCUACUAAAUCAAAACAACUCAAUUGUAAAGUCUCGGCAUUGUCCCUCCCAGUUCCAACAUCUACAGGUAGCAAAAGACAACUGGCUACACAUAAUAACAUGUAGGAAUAAGCACCUAGAAUAGCAUUGUGUAGCGCUCACUUAAAGACGUGUCAGAUGCAUUCGUUAAGGUUUACCAGAAAUGUAUUGCACAUAUCCUGUUUUUGCCUUCUCUGUGAACCACUACAGCCACAGCAGGCAGAGUUAGAUUUUGUUAGGCCAGCCUAGGCGAAAUUGGGUAGCCUUGUUGCAUCAGCUCGCCCUUAUUGCUAUUUACAUGAAACCACUUCUGUAGGUUGGUGCUCGUAAUACUGAACAUCAUUGCGAGGCAUUAGAGAAUGUGUUGGCAGCAGUGAGCUUAGGCAUGUUGAGCAUUUUAAGAACAGUGUAUGGGCAGUGUGGUGGCUAGGUGUUGCAAUAGUGAUAAUUUGAUGACACGAAUGUACUGUACAACCAUAAUCACGCUGUCGGGAUAUGUAAGAAGUGCAGCAUUUUAUGCAAAGUUUUUGAUGUGCUAUGUUUCUGAGCUUUGCCUGUUGUGUCUAUCUUAUGUGCCUGGGUUUAUGUUGUUGGCUUAGAGCUCAGGACUUGUGUUUAGGAGCUUUAAAAACAUUGUACAAAGUUACAGCCCUGAUACUAUUAUUCAGUAGCUUCAUUUAGAAGAGGCAUAAAUGCGAUAAAUGUCAAAUUGCAACUUUGGUGGUUAUUACCAUGUUUGCAUGAUUAAAAUGUGAAGUCUUUUAAGGCAGGACUUGGCAUUGCAUUUGAAACUGUGCUUCAAAUAAUUUGCCAUCUCCCCUGUUCCCACAUGUACAUGAAAAAAAUAUGGUGAGCUCAACCACCAGGUACCUAAGCUUUCCAGAAAUACGAGUUUCCCAGUGACUCUCACUUUCACUCUAAAAACAGUUGCACCUUUUGGGGAGCCCUUUCUGUCCUACAACAUUUAUCUGGCUUGCUUGUGUUUCCUUUCUUGUAAACUCUGCACCCUCCACUUUCCUAUCAAGAACACUAUGCCAUGCUGAUUAUACACAUGCUGUUCGUGACCUGAAAGUACCAGCUGCAUGGCACUGAAGCAAGGAAAUACAUGCAAGAUGAUGAUUAUUAUUGUUGGACAAAAAGAUUCUGCAAGGGGUGUAAUUGUUCUCGGAGUGUAGAGAAAAUGCUGACAUAAAUCAGUGUGACGAGCAAGGCACAUUUCUACAAGUACCACAAAAGGAGUGCCAGCAUCAAAUGUAGUCCACAGAAGCCUAGUCCACUAUUGUGAGCAGCAUAUGCACAUGCUUGUCAGAUCAAACAACAUUCGUGUUCCACACAUAUUGCCCUUCUCAAUAUUUCUGGAUUUCAUCCAAGACAGUGUGUUGGAUGUACAGCAGCCUGUGUACAUGUGGCCUGGUGCAAAUGCUGGUAUAUGUAUUUUCACAGGCGUGAAUCACAGUCACAAGUAGUAUGCUGUGUUACUUUAAUGCACUCAUUUUAGGCCUAUUGCAUUACUGUUUUUUUUUUGCUUGUUGUAUUUGGAAAAUUUAACUCUUAAAUCUGUCCACUUGUGCGUGUAUUCAGUGGCGUAAAUCAUGAGGGGGGGUCAGGUGGUUCCUGAGCCCCUUUGUGUUCAGGCUGGGGGGGACACCACCUGCAAGUGUCCCUCCUUGUGAUUUAGCUUUCGAACAUAUUUGAACUCCGUAAAGCCAACUCCGGAAUCUGAAGCCCUUCCAAAGACCAGAAGCGAAGUACAAAGUGAAAGCAGCUUUCUGUUUCAAAAGGCACUGUAGAGCAAAGAGCCUUCUGAAAUGUUACCGGUUACUUCUGACGUGCUGCAAAUAUUUAUUAUGCUUGGCUUUAAAAUUCAAAGUAAAUAAAGAAUCCCCGAUCAUCUCCCGUUAUUUAUGUCGACUUUUGGUGGACACCAUUUGCAAUGAGUAUGAAUCCGAUUGAGGAAAAGUUAAACAGUGCAAAAAAAAGGACACAGAGAAAGGCGCACAGAUACAGCACUAUAUCUGUGCGCCUUUCCUUUCUCUGUGUCCUGUCUUUUUUGUGCUGUCUUAUCUUUCCUAAGUAUGAAACAAUCGACCCAAGCAUCCAUUUAACUUAAUCUGAUUGCUGGACUAUGAUUGUGUUAAUAAAAAAACAAUUACCCGUGAACAUGAACAUGCUUUACAAGGGAGUUUCCAGGGGUAAAUUGUAGAGGCUAUUUCUAACAGGUAUGUACGAUCGGGAAUGAAGCUGAAGUUUACAAAAAACUGUGCCUUUACAUGUUAUAACAAAAAAAAUGCUAGCAUUUUCAUUUGAUGGUUUAACCUGAAUGACAUAUUACAAAAAAAUAUGUUAGGCCCUUUCGAGUUACACUUAUAAACUAACUUCAUCAAUUUACAUUUAUAAAAUUGGCUGCUCAGUGCUGUUAGGUUAAUUUGAAGGGGUCAUAGCGCUAAACGACAAGAACAAGGAAGACUUGUCAUGUAACGCUAUGACGACUUCAAAUUUACCUAACCAACUAGCCAAAAAAGUCGUACUUUUGACUAUUAUAUUACACUUUCCAAUUCGGUGCUGAGACCCAUGCUUGUUUUUUUUUUUUUAAAUUUUAUUUCAAAGUGUGAUUUAGUUUUUACAUAAUUAAAAAUAAACCUACAUUAAAAGAGACAAAAUGGCCGCCAUGACGAGACGUGUGUCUCCCCUUGUGAUUUUUCUGGACUUACGCCACUGCUCGUAUUACAUUUGUGUUUAAAGACCGUGGUCAAAAUUUGAUUGAAACUGCACCAUGUACGAAGCAUCUAUAUUCUGUUUCAUAUUGUGUGCUCCUUGUUACUUUUUAUUCCUGUAGUGCCCACUGGUGUCUACUUGUGGUGCAGGAAUUAAAUUUCUAGAGUAUAAUUGAUGCUGCAGUGCUGCGUCUACAGUGUGUAUAAAAAUUCCUCUGUGUACGUCUGUCAUAUCUUCAAAAACACUGUUAAGGGUAAGGUGGUGCAGUUCUGCUUGUGUUCAUGGUGGCUGAUACACGGUGUUCAUAAACUGGUUGCGCACCUUACAUUUCAUUGUGUGAAAACAGCUUUGGCUCUCUCUUUUGUGCAGCACCUGCAUUUUUUGUAUGUGCACUAAACUGGCUUGUGAUUAAAUGGGACAGUGCUCUCUGGUGAGUUGCAUACAGCUGAUUGUAUGUUGUGCUGUUAAUUUGGACAAUUUUGUUAACCCCUGAAAAAGGGACUUAAGUUGUACAUACAUGUGGCACAUCUGGCCAAUUUCGCUACUGUUCUAGACGAAGGCACAGGAACACUUUAAUUAGCUGGAAUGAUUUACAUGAAGCUGCUCAAUGGAAAUUGUUUUGUGUUUGUGUGAUAGUUUGUGAGAAGGCUGCUGUAAUGUUGUCUGAAGUGAAAAAUCAUCCUUUCAGCACCUGAGGCAGAGAAUUCAAAUAUUUACUCUUCACGAACGAACUAGAGGCUGCAUGAAUUCAUAUAAUUCUGUCAUGACUGUUUAGUGGCCUGGGAAGGUAUUUUGUGAAAACAUGCUGCAAUGAGUGAGCGCUAGUCUAAACCCCAGCCUGUUUAUAGCUCACUAUGCAAUGCACAGUCUAGUUUGAUAAGCAGUGGUCCUAUAGCGGUGCAUAGUGCUAUGCUUGACAUAAACAUGUUCCUUUACUGUAAGUCCAUAUCUGCAUGCUCUUGUUUGGAAUAUAAAGCAGUUUCCUGGAAUAUAAGAAGUUUCCUGUUUUAGCCAGUAAAAUAAGUUGCCUUUGAUGGUUGUACUUGUGCUCUACUCUCUCCACCAUACUGCGUUUUCUGAUUCCAGAAAUGGUUGGCUAGAGCAUACUUAUUUCUCGCCGUAAACAUUUCAGGAGUGUGUGAUGUUGAUUGCAUUAUUGUAUUGGAGCAUGAUUAAAUCUGCAGUAAAUUCUUCAGCAAUAGUUGUGAAAAGUUCUGUUGUACGAAUAAAACUUAUUUUUCAGUGC
Rhipicephalus sanguineus (brown dog tick) is the source of this 6342-nucleotide messenger RNA. RefSeq lists its product as uncharacterized. The record is from RefSeq and is a predicted model, not a curated record. Bases 113 to 1255 code for a protein of 380 amino acids. The transcript has 6 exons. Lineage: Eukaryota; Metazoa; Arthropoda; Arachnida; Ixodida; Ixodidae.